AUGUCCAAGACGAAGGAGGUGGUCAUCAUGGGAGGGGUUCAGAACUUCGGCCCAGGUUCCGGCCCACUCGAGCCAGACUCGUCCAACAACCACGCCUUUGACGUCGAGUCCGCGCAACACCUCUUUGAGCGCUGCCAGGCGAUGGGCGUGCCGCUCGUCUGCGUCUCUCGGUGGGCGGCGUAUGCCUGCAAGAUGCCGCGCCAGGUUUAUGACGAGCUGGCACUCACGGGCUCGGCGAUUGCGUGGCGGCUCAGACACGCGCAGCGGACGAGCAUCGAGGAGUUGUGGGAGCGUUCGUGCGCCGUUGGGAGCGCGCGGCGAGGCCUCCCCGAGCGGUGCGAUCGCGCUUGGUUCCUGGACAGCUUCUGCGACGGAGCCGAUGGAGAGGGCCGCUCCAGCUCGGGUCCGAUCUGGGAUCUCAUUCAGGGAUUUAUGCAGUACGACACGAUGGCGCUGCUCGCCGCAGUCCCCACCCUCCGCGAGCGCUUCUUCGCGGGCCAUCCCCACACCAUCCACGGCACCACCCACACUGUCAUCGGCCGCGCAGAGGAGAGCCCCGACGUGCGGUCCCCGGAGGCGGUGCAGAGCAUGCUCCGUGAGGGGUACUGCCAGGGCCUCCUGAUCAACCACCAGCCAAAGUCGCAUGUGCUCAUCUGCCUCCAAUGCCACCCGAAUGGGUUCCAGCGCGGGAUCAACAAGAUCAACGAGAAGCAGCUCGUCAUUGACACGCGCCUAUCCAUCCUCAUGCUCCGGGCGCUGUGGGACCGCGGCGAAAUCACCAUCCACGCCUUUGUUCUCUCACUGACGAGCGAUGUCGGGACCGACGCGCGCGAGCCCGUGAUGCAGCAGGCCACCCUGUCGCCCGGACUUGGCCACGUGCCGCUCCUCGUCGCGCGUGCGAUCACGAAGGAUGGGGACGGCGGCGAGCCGCAGCGGGGCGAAGACGACGGCAUGGCCCCCCUCGAGGAACACCUAACGGCGUUGUACCUGGACGCGCCACCCAUCGGGGUGACCCUCAUUAUUGCGGCGGCCUGCACGGGCGUGGCCGGCUUUGCCGAGCGGCACCCACAGCUCUUCCGCGACAAGACGGCGCGGAUCAUCCACCUUGGCGGCGCUCUGCUAGAGGCGGGCCGGGUCACUGUGGGCAGCAAGAGCAUACUGACGGGGCAGACCGUGCUCGGACCCGACCCGGCAGCGGCCAACAACCGGGUCGAUCUCGAGGCGGCGAGGGCAAUGUACCACUGCGCGCAGGAGAUGUCGGUGCCGCUCGUCAUCCUCUCCCGACACGUGGCGCACGCCUGCCGUCUGCCGCGGCAGCUCUUCGACAUGCUCCUGGAGCACUGCGGAUCGCUCGGGGCAGAGCUGGCCGAGGAGCAGCGGAGCAGCACGCGGCUGCUAUGGCAGCAGGCGUGCGCUCCGCUGGGCGACUCGGCGCGAGGCUCGCUCGCCGACCGAUGCGACCGGAGCUGGUUCCUAAAAACAUUUUGCCGCUCGGCAGACAUCAACUUGCACGAUACGGAGGACAUAUGGCCUUACAUCGAGUCGCUUCACGUCUACAACCCCCUCUCGAUGCUCGCAGCCGUCCCCGCCUUUGUGCAGCUCCACCUGCGCCCGAUCAAGCACACUGUGCGGUCGGCGCAGCACCUGAUCGUGGGUGUGAGCGAGACGGACCCGGGUGUUGAGGACCGUCGUGCGCUGCGCAGCUUCGUCUGCAGGUGCUUGAUGAAAGCCAGCAUCGCCAACCAGGCCGAGUUCCACCCGAUCAAACCGCCACCCAUCCGACUCUCAUUUUGUGGAGAGGCGGAGCCGUUUGACGAGACCUGGAGCUUCGAUGCGAGCGAGGACGCGUACUGA
Messenger RNA from Emiliania huxleyi CCMP1516, 1854 nucleotides. RefSeq lists its product as hypothetical. The transcript has 3 exons. Gene Ontology annotation, molecular function: hydrolase activity, hydrolyzing N-glycosyl compounds. The coding region runs from base 1 to 1854 and encodes 617 amino acids. Lineage: Eukaryota; Haptophyta; Isochrysidales; Noelaerhabdaceae. The record is from RefSeq and is a predicted model, not a curated record.